UAAAGGGAAGGAAACGCAAACCGUUAAAGUCUAUUUGAUCAUUGGCAACGGCAUUUUUAGUUGUUUUCCCCAAGAAUACCAAAUACAUAUUUGAAUAAAUAAACCAUAAAACGCCAUUGGUCUUAAUGAUAGUAAUGUACACUUAAACGUGGAUUAGAAUGAGCUAAUAAAUCAAUGUUCAUUUUUUUAGUUGAACGUUGAAUGUGCCGCUGGGAAUGAGCAGAUGACUAGUGGCGAGUCUCAGGCAGGGCAGCGCCAGUACAGUUAGCACGAACGUGUGAGGAAAGUUUCUCUCAAAACAUCUGAAAAUCAUCCCACAGUCUUUAAAAACCACCCGGACGAGACAAUCUCAUCGAUCAUGAAGACGAACGCGUUUCCGCGGGAUUUGGGAUAGAAAGUGUCUGUCAAACAUAUAAACAACACAACCACACACAUCUGUCAGACAUCACACACACACAUUAGCUGUCUGACUGCACGUUUACACACACACACACACACACACACACAAAACAUAUAACAGCUCAUUCAGACACCUGUCAUUGUGUAAUGAUGAAGGUGAUGACGAUGAUGAUGACGAUGAGGGCCUGACUGCUGACACACACACACACACACACACACACGAUGGGCUCGUCUCUGAGUGAACCCUGUAUCUAUGAUAAGCUAUCAGAGAGUAUUGAUAUACUGCGGCAGUCGGGUUAUCGUUAUGGGAUGUCCGAGAGAGAGAUCGAGAAGUUCAUCAAACAGGUUUUAGAGACGAAUGAACCUCGCAGAGAUCCACCGCAGUUCCCCAUCCUCAGAGCUGCCGUCAAGUUUUUAGUUGCCGUUGGGGUUCUGUUGAUGGCCGUCCUGGCGCUUACGUACCCCCAGAGCCCGCCCGUCCUGGAGCACCUGAGGGCCGCGGGACACAACCGGUCGUCCCCGCUGAGUCACAUCCGUCUGCUGUCACUGCCCAUCGCUGGAAAAUACAACCUGCACGGGUUCCAUGAGCGGUGGGCGGCAGGCACUCUGCAGACGGCUCAUGUCAACUGCUCCGCCUGCGCAGACGUGACUGCGGUGCUGGAAGUGAUGCUGAGCGAGUCUGCAGUGAUGCACGGAGACACACAACCCAUACUGCUGAAGGGUGGAGAGUUUGUGUCUCAGCAUGUUUCUCAGCUCGAUCAGUUCUCCAGAGUUUCUCAGACGGAGUCAAACGCACAAACUCCGGCAAACUUCACUCUGCUCUGGAGUUUCUCGUCCAGUCACACAGAGACGCUUCUCCAGUGGCUGUUUCCUGACGCUGAGCUCUGCCCCCUGUUGGAUAACACAGGAACUACAGUUCAGCGCUGUCAGCUCAUCGACAACACAAGAUCUCACAGCAGGAGUCAGCAGGUGAUCGGUUGGCUGGUGGUGGCUGAAGGUUCUCCGGCCGUUCUUGUCCGUCCUUUCCAGAGAUGCCAAAAACACUGCAGAUCCUUCGACCUGUGGCUGGAGCCAGGAGACAUGGUCUACGCUGAUCCGCACUACUGGAUUCUGGAGCUGUUCCCGAGCGGAGGUCAGGAGGUCGUGUGUGACGGUCCGGUGCUCUGAGAGCUCACGUGCGGAGCUCACAUGAACUUGAACAUUCUGUGCGAGUCUCAUGAUGUCACUUCCUGAGGAGAGUUGAGACGGAGAUCUGGAGACUGAGAACUUCUGCAGUGAGACGCUGCUCCUCUCAGGUCUGCUGAGAAAAAAAGGAUUUCGGCACAUCGCUUGUUUAGAUUCGUCUUUCUUUUUUGAUUUACAUGCUCACACAUGAAGAUGAAGACAUGAUUUUCGUCUGUCGAGCUCCUGUGAUUUUGAUUUCUCAGUUUAGUGACGGUCGUGUGUGGAGCUCACCAAAACUGUCAUUUUCACACUUUUCACCCUGAAAUGAAACGACAAGAAAUUAGAUUUUGCAUGAGGGUUAAGUUUUUACAUCACAUUCCUCCCCCAAAUUAGAAUUAUUGUGACGCCAAAGAUAAAAUUGACAUUUAAUUUGCAAAUAAUUCCAAUUCUCUGACGCUCCUGCUGAUCAGCCAAUCAAAGCACUUUAAAUGUUUGUCAUCAGCUGAUGAUGUCACAUCCUGAUGGAACUCUUGUUGUGAGUGUCACACGCGCGGUCUGUAAAGUGUGCGGCCAGUUAGGUGCAGUUUUCCUUCUCCACCAAUCAGAGACUAUUGAAUGUGAUGACAUCAUGAUGCGUGUGGCGAUCAGACUGCACUGAUGGUCUGUCAGUGACACUUUAAAUAAAUUAUGUUUAUUCUCUGUGUAAAUAAUAAGAAUAAGAUGUUUAUGUGAUUACUAAUCUGAUUCAGAGAUUUAUGUUUUACUGCAGCAUUUACACAGUAAACAAAAAGUUGAUGGAAUGUUUGGGUUUUGUUUAUAACUGAACCUUUAAUCAAUUUUAAUUCAGAAACCAGAAAUAUAAUUGCUAAAUAAA
Triplophysa rosa is the source of this 2437-nucleotide messenger RNA. It is a transcript of the gene lg25h6orf89, whose product is annotated as linkage group 25 C6orf89 homolog. Bases 622 to 1566 code for a protein of 314 amino acids. Gene Ontology annotation, cellular component: Golgi membrane; nucleolus. The record is from RefSeq and is a predicted model, not a curated record. The transcript is spliced from 8 exons. Lineage: Eukaryota; Metazoa; Chordata; Actinopteri; Cypriniformes; Nemacheilidae.